CUCCUAGCAACGGAAUUUGAAUACACACGCACCAUGCAAAAUGAUUAGAUCGUGAUUCUUUGAAAUUGUGUUAUUGUUUUAAUUUGUUCGAAAGCACUUGCUUGUGUUUUCUCAUUAUAAUUGACCUGCUGUAUAUAUUUUUUAAAUUUAUCUGAUACCAUGCUGAUACACUUUCUAUAUUGACCAUAUAUGUUUAUUUUGUAUAUCUUGUGGUUAUACAUUAAUUAAUGUACCGAUCAAGUAGCAAUGUAUGAUGAAAGUAUCGAUGUCUCAGAUGCCGAGGAGGUGGCUACUCCUCCUUCUUCAGUUAGUGGUUCUCGUAGACAGGAGAAAAGUGUUAAUCAUGAAAAAGUAAUUAAUAACACAGCUACAAUAAGACGUCAUAGUAUGGUUGGAGACGGCAACCACAGACCAGGUAGUUCAGAUCGGUCUGACAACACUGAUGAUGAUGAUGAAGAUGAUGAUGAUGUCAAGGCUGCACAUCUUGAAGGAUCCUAUGACCCACAAGAAUUUGCACACCUCCCUGUUACCUCAGAGGUCAAAGAACUGUUUCAGAACAUUACCAGGUACACACCCCAGAAAAUAGAUCUUGACUUUAAACUACGGCCUUUUGUGCCAGAUUUUAUACCUGCUGUGGGUGAUAUUGAUGCCUUUCUGAAGGUGCAACGACCAGAUGGAAAAACUGAUGGAGUUGGAUUAAAAGUUUUAGAUGAGCCAUGUGCAGCUCAAAGUGAACCUGCUGUGCUACAUUUGCAGUUAAGAGCACUAACAAAACAAUCAUCUGCGAAAGCUGUGGUUGUGAAACAAGUGGAAGAUGCCGAAAAAAAUGGAAAAGCUAUUGAGAAGUGGAUUAAGGAUAUUAGCGACUUACAUCGCUCAAAGCCACCACCAACAGUUCACUAUUCAAGGCCUAUGCCAGAUAUUGAUAACUUAUUACAAGAGUGGCCACAUGAAAUAGAAGAAAAACUUAAUCAAUUUGGUCUACCCACUGCCCAGUUGGACACCACCUUGACGAACAGCAUUGAUAUUAUAUGUGGACUUCUGGAUAUACCUGUGUAUGAGUCAAGAAUUCAGUCCCUCCAUGUCCUGUUUUCUUUAUACAUAGCAGUAAGAAAUGCCAGAGGAAGUGAAAUAAGUUAGCUAGCAAGUUAUCAUGUCAUCAUAUAUGUCUUUAAUUAAUAAAUAAAUAACAAUAAAAUUAGGGCAGUGUAAAAACCUGUCCAGAAGUAAAAUUGUUUGAUGUAAAAAAAACAAAAA
Molecule: messenger RNA, 1257 nt
Organism: Frankliniella occidentalis (western flower thrips)
Lineage: Eukaryota; Metazoa; Arthropoda; Insecta; Thysanoptera; Thripidae
Gene: IFT46
Product: intraflagellar transport protein 46 homolog
Exons: 7
Coding region: 247-1140 (297 amino acids)
Biological process (GO): cilium assembly; intraciliary transport
Cellular component (GO): intraciliary transport particle B; motile cilium; centrosome
Source: RefSeq, a predicted model, not a curated record